UUCGACCACUAUGGAUUGUCAGAAGGAGAAGUGAUUGGUUUGACUGUGGCGAGUAGCGCCAUUUCAUCGAUAGGAACUGUUUCCAACUUGCUCCUCACCCUUGCUGUUCUUUCAACAAAGCAACUGCGAGAGAGCUUCACAGCAGUAUUGCUGAUCAGUCUGUCCGUGUGUGAUGCCCUCAUCUGCUCUGUUUACGUUCCCAUGUAUAUCUGGGAUAUCCAUCAUGGUGCUAGUACAACUUUCGAAAAUGCCAGGGGGGUAAUGGGCUUUUGUCUUUUCUUGGCAUCCUUGAACGGAGAGCUGAUCGUCUUUCUAGAGCGCUUCAUUUAUAUCCGUUUUCCAUACCACUACACCAAUUGGAUGUGCAAGAAGUAUAUCGCCGCCGCUACGUUCUGUAUUCAGUGGUUCAUUGCAGUAUCUCUCACCCUCCCUCUCGCGUUCACACGCACACCGUGGUACAACGUUUUCUACGUCGCAGUCCUCAUGGCAGCCAUCGUGAGUCUCCACUUAUACAUAUAUUGCUUUGCCAGGCAAGAGAGUCAAAAGAUUGCCCGUCAGUACCCCGCAGGGUCCCAGCGCCAAAGAAUGCCUGUAUUGAGCAAAUCAGCUACAACGGCUGCCAUGGCAGUGUUAGCAACAGUGUCGUGUUGGGCCCCCAUUGCCAUAUUGCCAGCGAUUGUGCCACCAUCUUCACCGUCUUUCAAGCGCUAUGUGAAAAUUGCCGCAUCUUUUACAUCCCUGAGCGCUGCAGUUCAUCCUUUCAUUUUCUGUUGGAAGCUGCAGUACUUUCGCAACGCGCUCGUUCAUUGUUUGCACAAACUCGUCAACGCUGUGAGAAGUGCCUGA
Porites lobata is the source of this 846-nucleotide messenger RNA. The record is from the annotation of a GenBank genome assembly. Lineage: Eukaryota; Metazoa; Cnidaria; Anthozoa; Scleractinia; Poritidae.